AUGUUCAGACCGACUGCGCCGCUCUCUGGCGGUCUGUUAUGGAAAAUUCCAUGGCGACUGUCCCCAAUGCAAAAGGCGCGCCAACGAAAGAGGUUAAAGCUAGUUGACAAGGUCGUCGACACCGUCAGCACAGCGUUGCAAAAGAAUGGAGGGAUGACGGCGAAGGCCGUGGAGAGAUGGUAUAAUGAAAUGCCCAGGGAAGAGGAGAUGCUCCCGAAAGACAAAUAUACCAUUUUCGAUCGCAAAGAGAAGAAAUAUCGGAAAGGCAUUCAUAAACUGCCCAAGUGGACACGGGUUAGCCAAAGAGUAAACCCGCCAGGAUUCUGA
Molecule: messenger RNA, 327 nt
Organism: Capronia coronata CBS 617.96
Lineage: Eukaryota; Fungi; Ascomycota; Eurotiomycetes; Chaetothyriales; Herpotrichiellaceae
Exons: 3
Coding region: 1-327 (108 amino acids)
Cellular component (GO): mitochondrial large ribosomal subunit
Molecular function (GO): structural constituent of ribosome
Source: RefSeq, a predicted model, not a curated record